AUGGGAAUCUGCAGAUCAGUUGAAUCUCGGGAGAUUCAUGAUGCUGAGGAUUGCAAUGAAAAUGUGAUAUUCUUCCAAGGAAAUAAAGUUUCUAAUGAAGCUCUGGUCCUUUGUUCUCUUUACUCUAAGCAAGGGAGCAAAGGACUAAACCAAGAUUCUGCCAUUCUUCACCAGGGCUAUGGAGUGGAAGACGGAGCUUUAUGUGGAGUUUUUGAUGGGCAUGGGAAGAAUGGUCAUGUAGUGAGCAAGCUAGUAUGUAACCACCUGCCUUCACUCUUAUUAACCCAAAAGAGCUCUCUCUCAAAGAUUAAUGCAGCAGUAGCAGAUGAUGAUAGUUUGCAAAAUCAUAUGGAGGGAAUAGAUGAUGAAUCAAUACCAAGCAAGAGUUUCCAUAUAUGGAAAAAGGCUUGUAUUAGUGCCUUCAAGGUCAUGGACAAGGAGAUAAAGCUGCAAGAGAAUUUGGACUGCUCUUGUAGUGGAACCACUGCAGUAGUUGCUAUAAGACAGGGUGAAGAUCUUGUCAUAGCUAAUCUUGGGGAUUCAAGGGCAAUCUUAGGAAUGAUGACCGAGAAUGGAGUCACGGCCUUUCAGUUAACCACAGACUUAAAGCCAGGCAUACCUUGUGAAGCAGAAAGAAUAAAGAACUGCCAUGGCCGGGUGGCCGCACUGAAACAAGAACCACACAUCCAACGAGUGUGGCUACCCCAUGAAGACACUCCGGGCCUAGCCAUGUCACGAGCCUUUGGAGACUUCGUACUCAAAGACCAUGGCAUCAUUGUCAUCCCUAAUGUCUACUAUCACCGCCUAACUUCUAAUGACCAAUUCAUUAUCCUUGCAACUGAUGGGGUAAGGGGUUAUUUGAAUGUAGAACAACCAGUUUUUACAUGUUCAAGUGUUCAUUCUCCUUUCAGUGAACUUCUAGGAUCAAGAACCCCUAGAAUAACAUGUUUUUUUCCCUUUUAAUGUAUUGAAAAUGUUGGUCUGAGAUGUUCUCAGUAAUGACUAAGUUGCAGCCAUUGUGUGGGCUGCAGAGAGUGAAUAGGCAGCAGCAAGAGUUGUGGUGGAGGCAGCUACCACUGCAUGGA
Juglans microcarpa x Juglans regia is the source of this 1085-nucleotide messenger RNA. Its product is annotated as probable protein phosphatase 2C 72. Bases 1 to 963 code for a protein of 320 amino acids. The record is from RefSeq and is a predicted model, not a curated record. NCBI's taxonomy places the organism in Eukaryota, Viridiplantae, Streptophyta, Magnoliopsida, Fagales, Juglandaceae. The transcript is spliced from 4 exons. Gene Ontology annotation, biological process: protein dephosphorylation. Gene Ontology annotation, molecular function: protein serine/threonine phosphatase activity.